AUGACUGAAAAAACCCAUCUUGGAUCAAGCAACGAUGGAGAUGCGAAGAGUUACGAACAGGAGCUCGAAGAACUCAAGAAGAAAGAUUCAGUUGUACCAAGCUGGGGCCAAGUUUCUCCUCAGUCUCUAGUUGGCAGAUGCCUCAAGAUAAGAAUGCCUGGCGAAGACCAUUACACUGCAUUCCAAAUCAAAGACUAUGACGCGGAAACGGAAAUGCAUCACCUGGUGACUCCGUGCGAUUGGAUUGAUAUCAGACAUAUUCCGGCAGAAGAUACUGUAUGGCAAGAUGGACAUCCCGGGUUCCCAGGACUGGUUAAACGCUCGAGGAAUGUUCCAAAGGCUUCUGAUAACGAGAAUGUUACUGCCGUAGAAGGCCAUCCAUCGGAAUCGCGUGUGGCAGAGAGAAUUUCGAUUCUAUCAAGCCUGAUGAAAGAGUGGAACAGUGAUAGCGGAACUCAAGCCCCUAAAUCUAAUGAGAAUACCAAUGAGAAAAGUCUCGUCGAUCUCCAGAGUGAAGCUUAUUACAUGGUUCUUCAUGCCUUCAGUGGAGAAUCUCCACAAGUAUCCAGGUCAAGGAUUAUGAUCGUGCAAGACCUGAAGAAAGAAUGGAACAUUUCUCCUGAAGCUCAUACUGCUUUGGUGAAUAAAAUCAAAACUGAACCACUGGUUCAACGAUGGAGGAAUGUUCGAAACGCAUUGAAACUUAAAAUAGAAAUCAUCAAACUUCAGAGGGAAGCUUUUUACGGUCUUGUCCAGGCGUUCAAAGCAGAAUCUGGUACACUAGUACCCGAGCCAAGGCGUUUGCUCGUGAAAGAGCUGAUCAAAGAAUGGAACCUUUCAAAUGAAACCAUAACCAAAUUGAGCGAGAAACUCAAAACUGAUACUCAGGUUCAAAAAUUUAGGAAUCAAGCACUGAAUCUUUCGAGCGAUAAAACGAGACUCAACGAACUUCAGAGGCAAGCUUUUUACGGUCUUCUUCAAGCAUUCAAUGCAGAAACUGGUACACAAUCCGAGCCAAGGCGUUUGCUCACGCAAGACCUGGCCAAAGAAUGGAACCUUUCGAAAGAAACCAUAAUAGAGUUGGAGGGGAAAAUCAAAACGGAUGCAGUGGUUCAAAAAUUUAGGUUUCAAAAUCAAAAGGCUUCAGAUGAGACGGAUGCACCUUUGAACAAGGACGAGAAAGAAGUACUUGAAAUUCUUGAAGUGCUCAAGACCACGGCCAACAACACGAAUAUUGCUCACAACCACGGUGAAGAUGAUGGUAGAUCUGAUGGUGAGGAGAUCGAAGACAGGAGGCGACCAAAUCCCUUGGAGAUGUUCGGUAGAUUCUCUCCGAAGAGGCCAAGAACAAAACGGGAAUAA
This is a messenger RNA of Arabis nemorensis, 1362 nucleotides long. The record is from the annotation of a GenBank genome assembly. NCBI's taxonomy places the organism in Eukaryota, Viridiplantae, Streptophyta, Magnoliopsida, Brassicales, Brassicaceae.